AAACUGAUUUUAUUCUUUCAAAAAGAUACUUCAUGACAUUUCAAACUUUUAUAUAGCGCUUUGUAAAGCAACAGGAAUAUGAGAACCAAGUCUUCUCUGCAACCUUGAUAGAUUCAUAACACCUUUUCAACUAAAUGAUCCUUGCAUUGGGAGGGGACCUGAGAAACUCUCAAAUGCAAAAUACGCAUUUUUUUUUUGCUCGUUGGCACUCUAUCGAUAGGUAUACCUAAUUAUUAUCAUUAUUCUUUUCCUGGUCAUCUCAGUGGAAACUGAGACGAGUCAUUAUCUGCUCAUCUGAUCCUCAUGUGGACGUCAGCAGUAUUUUCGAUCUGUAGGGGAUUCCCCUUUCUCCCUUAAAAGGCUCUGAGACGCGCCACGCAGCACAUUUCGGCCAUUUUGACGGAAGUGAUUUGCCUCUCCCAGCAGUUUCGUUUUCGAUAUACGACUAGCAGAAGGGACUAGACUCUCAACUAGGGUUGCUAGAAGAUGGCUUCGUCUUAUUCUACUAUCGAAUUUGUCGCUGGAGAACUCGAAGCGCGUUACAAAUGUAUAGAUUGUCAUCAAGUCUUGUUCGAUCCUGCUCAAUCGUCCUGUGGCCAUCGAUUUUGUUGGCGAUGUGUGGAAGAUAUUUUUAAAAAGGAUCCAACAAAUCCCAAAUGCCCGGAUGAUAAGGAGCCACUUGAAAGGCGUCUCAUUUUCAGGGAUAAAUGCGCUCAGAAGGAAAUCCUGGCGCUCGAGUGUUAUUGUCCUAAGAAAUCACUGGGAUGUCCAUGGUGCGGAAAAUUAGGUCAGCUGCAAGCCCACGAAGCAGAAUGUUCUUUUUCGGAAGUGAAAUGCCUGUAUCAUCACCUUGGCUGUAACGUUGUUGUCUUGAGGUACCAGUUAGCGAAACACGUGGAGAAUGAUUGUCUCUACAAAGUCGUGGAUUGUCCCUACUGCCUGGGUGGUUUCCCUGGGGUUAAAAUGAGGGAGCAUUUGGAGGAGUGUGGGAAGUUCCCUGUCAAAUGUCCUCACGGUUGCAAUAAGAGUGACAUUCCCAGGGAAGGCCUCCUGGAGCACUCAAAAACAUGUCCUCGAGUUCCGGCAAAGUGUAGCUUUAGUUCCAUGGGUUGCAGUUUUCAAGGUUCUAGGGAUUCCUUGGAUGAGCAUCUACGAAGUCAUGCCUCGGAGCACUUGACACUAUCGGUAAAAUUAAUAGUGGACGUGUCAGAGCAAAUGAAAAGUUUACAGCUACAACUGAAAGAUGCUCAAGAAUUGAACCAAACCUACGAAGCGCGGUUAGCGCUGCAAAAUGAAGCACUGGCGUUGAACAAACAGACGCUUUCCACGCACCAGGUCAAGCUGAUGAGAGUUGAAGAGAACGUGGAAGCGCAGCGCAAGGGCAUGGAUGAACUUCGAAAGAGCGUCGAAACCUUCAUGAAUUCUAAACAAAGCAAACAGGCCAGUGAUGAAGUUAAACAGCGUUUAGAUUUGCAGGACGAAAGGCUAGCGGUACUUGGAAACGAGAUAGCAAGACUCGGCGACGCUGCGGGGGGCCCUCGCGCUCGCUCGCGGGACUUCGAGCGGGCAUCCUCGCCGAGUCAUCAUCGAUUCGACCGUGUGGAACAUUCCUUAAGUUUGCACGAAAUUCAACUUGCUGAUCAAGAUCUGAAGCUUCAAAUACUAGAAACGACGUCCUAUGACGGAACGUUUCUAUGGAAGAUCGACGACUUUCAGCGAAGAUUUCGUGAAUCCGUUGACGGGAAAACUAUCUCCAUAUACAGUCCUCCUUUUUACACCGCUCGUUACGGUUAUAAGCUCUGCGCACGAGCGUAUCUCAACGGGGAUGGCCCGAUGGCGAAAGGAAAAUAUAUUUCUCUGUUUAUAGUGUUAAUGCGAGGAGAAUAUGACGGUUUGCUUUCUUGGCCUUUUCAGCAAAAAAUCACCAUGAAGCUGUUGGAUCAGGAGCGCAUCGCUCACGUCACCGAGACGUUCCGACCGGAUCCGAACAGCUCGAGUUUCCAACGACCGCGCUCGGAGAUGAACAUCGCUUCGGGCUGUCCCCUGUUCUGCUCGCACGGCCAGUUAAGAUCGAGAGGGUAUAUUCGCGAUGAUACCAUGUUUAUUAAGAUAGUCGUGGAUGGUACUGGCUUGCCGAUGAUUUGAAAUUUACCGAGGGAUUCAGGAAGGGAAGCCUCUGCUCUGAGGAAACGGAUCUGAGAAAAUGAAGAAUCCCAGGAAAGCCAAGCUACGCAGUUAAGGUCGUCUGCAUCAUGCACUGCGCGGUCGUGUACACUGCCAGGUAACAGCUAUCCUCCCCAGGGCGGCCAUCAAGCAAAUAACGAAAGCAAUCAAACCAAGCAGGGCACGGGAUCGCAAGGAGUAAAGGAAAGAGAACCGAGAUAGUAUGUUGGUUCGAAAGGCGUGAUGGGCCCUGCAAUUAACAGUGCAUACCGAGUUUAAAGUGUCACGUGGUUCCUUUGUUAUUGAAUCAACACGCUCGUUUGGUUGGAAUCAAAAUAAAGUUAUGAUAUUCGCGCUUAUACCAGCCAUGAAAAAAUGAUGCUCAUUAGUGUGAGGCGGUGUGAUUGACUGCUUUGUGAUCACAAGAUACAAAGUUAAAGUGUGCUGCAUGUAUUUAUCAAAUCGAUCUGCUUUCGCUGGCCACUUAUCAUGGAAUCGACUUUGUGCUGUGUUCAAAGUCCGUUGAAAAUCUCGUGUCGCUUGUUUCAAUUGGUAAACGUUUCAACGACUUUUGUCUUCGAUUCUGUUUCGAUACUUUAAAUAUAUAUUUUGACACAGCAUAACGCUAGAAAUCGCUUUUGAUAUUUUUUUAUGAAAAAAAUUAUUUAAUUGGAGUUCAAAUUUGGUUUUGUGUUUGCUAUGGAGCACUUCGUCCUUCGGUCAAGGUUAGUGAAUGGUUGUCAUGGUAACACAGACAAUGUUUCUAUAUGCGAGCAAGGAAAUCACGUUCGUAGAAGAAUUUCAGAAUAGACAUCCGGAGAAACAUCAUCAAAAGGCUCGAAUACUUUGAUACCUUGACACAUCCAUGUUUUACAUGAAGCCGGCUACGUGAUGUCUAAAAAGCUGUGAUUUGAUGACCUUCGCUUUCUAAGAUUUAUUGAAUUAUCAUUGUGAUGUAGUGUUCAAUAAAGUGAAUGAAAUUAUUUUUGCUUUGGAGUCUGUUUCAGCUGCAAUUUUCCAGUCUCAUACGCACUAGCGGCUUUUCAGCAAAGUGAACCGGCUCUAUCAGACAGACAAAUUUGAGAGCGGCCUGGGGCAUGAAGAGAGUUACCCGCCAUGCAGUGACUGUAUAUCGUCUAGCAGUUAUUCAACUCUUACAUAAGACCAUUAGUUUAAAAAUCCCCCUUUUCAUGUAGUAAAGACCACCUUGUGCUUUAAUGCCUAAAAUAGGUAGAACUGACUGAGCCCCAUGCCCUCAAACGUGAUAUCAAAACUAAUUCGUGGUUAAAUACUCCAAGAUCAAUUUACCAUCUGGGUUAAUUUUAGCCUAAAAUAAACUGUCGGUACCUUAAUGAUGGGCUCAUAUUGCGCCCCUCUAGGCAACAAAACGAACGAGAAAACCGUCUAACCGGCUGGGUUUCGAUUUGUACAGCGAAUUUUCUCAGGAGUCAAUAUCCAAGAACAUUUCCGAGAAAGCGGGAAUAGAAUAAACGUGUUAAGUUGAUUUUUGUUUAAUUUCCAGGAUAAUCAUCACUUCUCCAAGGCAGUAUUAAAACUUCGACCCCAUCAAAGAGCUCAAGGGGAACUUCCUGCCACUAGCCGGAAAUGAUCUAGGUAAAUAAUCCAAUUCAACCUAUUGAACAGGAAAUAUCAUGCUUGACCCCAAGCUACCGGCAACUGUGCACGUAUUAAACGUAGUGGACACGCGGUUCUGUGGGAGUUCUAGGAAGCGCGCGUGGCUUUCGCGAACUACUUUCCAUUCAGCCACGCGUAUUAAAAUCGCGCGCGCGCGAUUCAGAAUAGCGAAGUUGCUGAGGAGGGGGACUGGGAUAGACUAUCCUGCGCAAAUCGAAGACAGAAAUCCCACAAGUAAGAAAAGAUAUGAGAAUAUGUCAUGGAUAUAUCUCCUAAUGGGAAAAUUGUCUUAUAUUUUGGUGUCAUGAUAAGCAUCCAAAUUCCUUGGCUGUUACUAUAGCUAUAGCGUUUCUCGAACUCUUCUUGGAAGAAUUUCCAUCUAGGUCAGUGAGAGGCUGAUCAGUUACUUAGAGGGCAAUAUAGAGAAAAGUUAGCAUUUUAUCGCCACUGGAGAGAAGGGUUUAUGACCGAGCUGUACGGAAAAGAGAACUCGUUAUUCCCGAGUCUGGUGUUUCUAACUGGGUAAUCAUUGACUAUAUCAGAUCACAAGUUAGGUUUAUAGCAUUCUAAGUUAAUUACAAGAGAGAAGCCGAUUUUAGUAGCUUACAAUCUUUAUCAUCAAGUUGGAAUGUUUCGGUUCCUGUGUUCCUUUCCUUGUCUGUAAACAAUCCGAGCAGCUCUAUUGAUAAUAUUGAUAUCAGACUUAAAACUGCAUGGACGAAUUCCAGCUCUGCAGGUAUUGGUGACCUUCUUACAGCUCAGAACAAAUUCUUGCUGCAAUGAUCGCUGGCUUCAGACCACUAACUCGGAACAACGAUCACUCUCAGGAACUGUAAGCAGUGAAGCACGCUCUUCUUUCGCGACCAGCAACGAUCCACAUCCUG
Messenger RNA from Orbicella faveolata, 4682 nucleotides. RefSeq names its product TNF receptor-associated factor 3-like. The record is from RefSeq and is a predicted model, not a curated record. Gene Ontology annotation, molecular function: tumor necrosis factor receptor binding; zinc ion binding. NCBI's taxonomy places the organism in Eukaryota, Metazoa, Cnidaria, Anthozoa, Scleractinia, Merulinidae. Gene Ontology annotation, biological process: regulation of apoptotic process; regulation of canonical NF-kappaB signal transduction; signal transduction. Gene Ontology annotation, cellular component: plasma membrane signaling receptor complex; cytoplasmic side of plasma membrane.